Messenger RNA from Morus notabilis, 1942 nucleotides. Its product is annotated as probable ADP-ribosylation factor GTPase-activating protein AGD6. Gene Ontology annotation, biological process: vesicle-mediated transport. The transcript is spliced from 5 exons. The record is from RefSeq and is a predicted model, not a curated record. The coding region runs from base 159 to 1529 and encodes 456 amino acids. Gene Ontology annotation, molecular function: GTPase activator activity. NCBI's taxonomy places the organism in Eukaryota, Viridiplantae, Streptophyta, Magnoliopsida, Rosales, Moraceae.
AAACGUAGAGAAAGAAAGCAGAAGAAGAAGCAGUGGCCUAAACAUGUUCCUCUGACGGAUUAACGCUGUGUGUCGGUGAUCCCUCAUUCAUCUCCUCAACACAAGCCAAUUUUCCCCCUUAAUUUUCUGGAUCGAUCUGAUCGGAUCGGAGAGGAGAAAUGGCGGCAUCGAGGCGGCUUCGGAAUCUGCAAUCGCAGCCAGGGAACAAGAUCUGCGUCGAUUGCUCGCAGAAGAAUCCGCAGUGGGCGUCCGUCUCCUAUGGCGUCUUCAUGUGCUUGGAGUGCUCCGGCAAGCACCGCGGCCUCGGCGUCCACAUCUCCUUCGUCCGAUCUGUCACUAUGGAUUCAUGGUCCGAGAUCCAGAUCAAGAAGAUGGAGUCCGGCGGCAACGACAGGCUCAACGCCUUCCUCGCUCAGUACGGCAUCCCUAAGGAGACCGACAUUGUCACCAAGUACAACACCAACGCCGCCUCUGUCUACCGCGACCGGAUUCAAGCCCUAGCCGAAGGCCGUCCGUGGCGGGACCCGCCUGUUGUCAAGGAGGCUCUCAACAAGAAGCCGCCUUUGGCUCGGAAUAACGGCGGCGGCGGCGGCGGCGGUGGAGGUUGGGAUAGUUGGGACAACGACGAUGGAUUUAGAUCGUCGACUGAUAUGCGAAGGAAUCAGUCGACGGGGAAUGUGAGAGGCGUUAAUAAUGGCGGCGAAGGAGGAUUGCAGCCAACGAGGUCGAGAUCGACGGAGGACAUCUACACGAGGGUGCAGUUGGAGGCUUCGGCGGCGAAUAAGGAGGGCUUCUUUGCGAGGAAGAUGUCGGAGAACGACUCUCGACCGGAGGGGCUUCCGCCUUCGCAAGGCGGAAAGUACGUAGGGUUCGGAUCGAGCCCCGCGCCUUCUCAGAGGAAUAAUAAUACCGAAACGGAUGUCUUUUCUGUUGUUUCUCAGGGUUUUGGUAGAUUAUCUUUGGUUGCCGCAUCUGCGGCUCAGUCGGCUGCGAAUGUGGUUCAAGCAGGCACAAAGGAGAUCACAUCUAAGGUUAAAGAAGGCGGUUACGAUCACAAGGUGAAUGAAACUGUCAAUGUUGUAACUGCAAAGACUACAGAGAUUGGACAGAAGACAUGGGGGAUUAUGAAAGGAGUCAUGGCAAUAGCCUCACAGAAGGUUGAAGAGUAUACGAGAGAAGGAGCUAACUUGAAGGCCGAUAACUGGCAACGCAAUGAUAAUGAGAACAAUGGAUACUAUCAAGAGUUUAAGCAGAACAAAGAAUGGAAUUCUACAUCUGGAGGGCAGUCCUCAUCAAGUGGGCAUUUUAAUUCUUUCAAUUCAUCUUCUUGGGAUGAUUGGGACCAAAAAGACAAUAGAAAAGAAGAAUCAACAAAGGGAAAAUCAUCCCACAAUAAUGAUGGUUGGGCUGGUUGGGAUGAUCCCAAAGAUGAUGGAUAUGAUGGUUUCUAUCAGAGUGCAUCUAAUACGAAACCUGUUGGUCAUAACGGGAAAUCGGAUGCUACAUGGACAGGAGGCGGCUUUCUCUAAGGUAGGAUCUUCAUUCUUGCAUCUUGUUCUCAGAAAAUUCACGGAUUACCCAUAAACGGACGGUUUCCAGUAGCACCUUAAUCGAGGGCCGAAGGCAUGGCGAGAUGAUGGAUGUUAAGUGCUGCUGACAACCUAUUUAGAAUCCCAUGAUGAUGGGGGAUAGACUUUUGUGGAGGUUAGUAUAUUCUUGUUGACCCUUAUAUUUUCCUUUUCAUUUAUUCUCUCUUUCUAAAAGAAUUUGAUUUGAUGUAACCUAUUGGGGAAACUUGGGUGUGUUUCGAAGUAAUUUUAUAGUAUGUUCAACUGUCAACAAGGAGGGUUAAUUUGCCCAAAUCAAAAGAGAACUUCUAUUUGUAAGUGUGAGGAAUUUUAAGGUUUCUUUGGAUUUGUAAUCGACUUUCUUUUUCCGGUUA